Molecule: messenger RNA, 2172 nt
Organism: Filobasidium floriforme
Lineage: Eukaryota; Fungi; Basidiomycota; Tremellomycetes; Filobasidiales; Filobasidiaceae
Exons: 6
Coding region: 138-1952 (604 amino acids)
Molecular function (GO): zinc ion binding
Source: RefSeq, a predicted model, not a curated record
CCCCCCUCUUCGAAUGUGUCCUCCCUCGGAAAGGGCCAGUCCCCCCGUCUGUAUCGGCGAAGAGAGAUUGAGAUCUGCGGCACUUGACCAUGUAACAGGCCACAGGGGUCUGUUUGACGAGUGACCACAACGACGAGAUGGACCCCAAGGACGGCUCGGAAGAACCCCCUGGUAGAUGGCCCCGUUCACACAGCGAGUUGGAGAUGGACCUUGAAGUCGACGUGGACUCCGAGGACGAGGUCGACCGUCAUCUCCACAUCGACAACGACGACGAUGACCAUGACGACUCUCGCCAACGCAUUCGUUCACCCAACGACUACGACACUACUAUUGAUAGUCCCAAUCGGUCCGACGUCGAAGCAUCGACGACCCCCAAGAUUCCCGCCGGCACAUCCGAAUCUCCCGCUCGUACUACCGGUGCUCAAGUCCAGGUUCAGGUGGAAGGCAGGAGAAAGACCUGGUUCUCCCGUCUUCCUUUCCGUCGACACAUCUCACCACCUGCACCCGCACUGCCCUCAGACCGUGCAGAAUCUCACCCAAAUACAGAGUUGGAUCCGCACCGCCUCCCUCUCCCUACAACCCGAUCCAGAUCCCGAUCUAGAUCUAGACCUCAAUCACGCGCCUCAACUCCGUUCUUCCCGGGCCCAUCGAGCUUUCCUAUCUCAACGUCAAAGUCAAACUCGAUCCCAAACUCGACCUCUACCUCAACCUCGAAGAACAUCAGCAGCAACAACGAAAACGAGAAUCACAGAACGGCAGGAUUGGGUACGGCUACCGAAGACUUGGACCCGGAAGAGUCGGACGGGCAGGAGGAGGGGGAAAAGAUGUGCCGGAUAUGUUUUACUGGGGAAGACUCCGACUCCGAAGCCGAGGACGACGAUGACGACGACGAUGAGGAAGAGAAUAGCGGUGAUAUUAGUAGUAAUAGUGAUGCCGGAAAGAAUCGUAACUCUGAGAAUGCCGGUCUGGAGAACGACAACGACAACCACAACGGCAACGACAACGACAACGAUAACGAUAACGACAACGAUAACCGCCACUGCCAUACCGAGCCUAACAAUCAUCGAAACGUCGGAGAUCGGACGCCGGACAAACGCCUUAGGACCGGAAAGAAACCCCCCAGGCAGAAGAAAGCAGCAAGCGGAGGUCUGGGGAGGUUGAUCUCGCCCUGUUUAUGUCGGGGUAGUAUGCGUCAUGUGCAUAUCAGCUGCUUACAGCAAUGGCGAGGUAAAGGCAGGAACAAGAAAGCAUACAUGGAAUGCACCCAGUGCAAAUUCCGCUACCGACUCCGCCGUACUCGCUUCCUCGGCCUCGCCUCGUCUCCCAUCAUCCUCUUCAUCACCUCGCUCAUCCUCUUCCUAGUGCUGACGCUGGCAGUCGGAUCGGGACUCCACUGGUUGAUGCGAUUCAGCCGAUUCAGGAAGCUCGUCGCCGGACCAACCGAGCGACGCCCGAGGAUGCUCAAGCUCGUGCGCAAGAAGAACAGGAUCUCGCGGUGGCUCCCGUUCCAGAUGGAGGACACGCAAGAAGAAUUUGAAGCGGCGGUGAGGCAGGACCCGCUCGUGCCCAUCGGUAUCGAGUUGCCCGGCGGCUUUACCUACAUGCAACCCAGCUCGGGCAUGUUCGAGCUGGUCAUCCGGAGCAUGCGAGCGUUCGUCAACGGCGAGGCACGGGAGGUCGGCGAGGGCAUGUGGCAAAUGCUGGUCGAUGCGGCGGAAUACCUCGAGGUAUACAAGGCGGGACACUAUGCGUUGCUACCGUUCAGGCUGGUCUCCAAGCUGGCCAUCCUGGUCGGUCUGGGUCGAUUGGUGACACUCCUCGGACCCAUCAUCGAGCGGUUCUCGCUGGGCUUUUCCUUGAUCGGCUCAAUUUCUUUUGCCACCCUGCUCAUCACUUCGAGCUUGAUGGCGCCUUUCCAGCUGGCGAACAAUGUCAGGAUCGGACGAGGGUGAGUCGUUGAGGGCGGAGAUUUCUGGGUAUAGUUGCGUCUAACCGUCUUCAUCCGCCAGCGGUGGCCCGUUCGGCUUGCCCAUGGGCGCGAUUGGGGGCCGUAGACGCGCUGCUCAAGCCAGGGUGGCUACAAUGCAAACCGGUCAGCUUGGGACCGUUGGGAUAGGUAGCCUGGUGCUGGUCAUGUUUGUGUUGAUGGGCGCCGUGCGGUGCGUCUCCAAG